Rhipicephalus microplus (southern cattle tick) is the source of this 1265-nucleotide messenger RNA. RefSeq lists its product as uncharacterized. Gene Ontology annotation, molecular function: DNA binding. Gene Ontology annotation, biological process: negative regulation of DNA-templated transcription. Lineage: Eukaryota; Metazoa; Arthropoda; Arachnida; Ixodida; Ixodidae. The record is from RefSeq and is a predicted model, not a curated record.
ACCAGCGUUUGACCAGCUGUAGCGCACGUGUGUAGAUGUUUUCUUCAGCAUUGCAAGAUGAUUACCCACGUUCGAGUCCGGUACGAAGAUGAUAAAAAAAUUGGAACGGUGCCAAUAGAAGACGUUAAAGAUUUCUUCCCCCGUCACCAGCAAGACUUCAAGUCCAAAUCCCUCUAUUUAGUCAAAUGGACGGACGACAGUGGAGACAGCGAUUACUAUAGGGCCCGGAUUCUGGCACUGGGAGAAUCGGAGGACUUCGCGGAGACAGAGGCCAGAGAGAGAACGCGUAUUCCGAAGAGGGUUUAUUCGCCGGCGUCUUCGGACUACGAGAAUGAAGCGGAGAGCCCUAUCAAAGAAAAAACGAAAAACAAAACAACAAGUGGUGCAGAGGCACGCCUGCUUCAGCUUUUAAAAAGCAAGAAAGAAAAUAUGAAGAGGCAGGCGAAAAAUCAAGAUGGGCCACAUUCUAAAAAGCACCACAAAGAAGCAAUGGACAGUGGGCGCCUUCAGGGGGCUCAUGAAACCAUUGAUAACCUUGAAGAGCAGGUAGAGAAAAAAUCUACCAUCAUUCGCCAACUGCGAAAACAAAAUGAAGAAAAAGACAGGGAGAUGGCUCAACUCAGAAGACUGAACAUGGAGCUUCAGGACAAGGUUAUUUCUGCACUGGAAGACAUGAAAGGCUGCAGAAUUAUGAAAAGGAUCAUGGAUGGCAGCCAGUCGAGCCCCUCCGUGUCUGAGGAUCUACAAGACACCUUGACAGAGCGAGCCCUUCGCCCAGGUUCAUCCAAUCCGCAACCGAAUGACAGUGAAACAAUGGUGGACAUUGGACGAGGGCUUAUGGUCAAGAAAGGUGCAUGGGAACAUGUGCAGUCCCAUCAUAAGGAUUCCUUAUUUGUCAAGGACCUGCUAGUCACCAUCUGGUCGAAAGACAACCUUAAGGAGCGCUCCCUGCAUGGAAAACAUUGUCCACGGUACCCUAACCGUCCACGCAAGGCUCCCCUAACACCGUGGAAGUUGGACGUAAUGCGUGACUGCUACAGAGCACGUCUGGAGCAUCAAGGCGUGCCUGCAGGAGUACUGCCGUUGGCAGUCAAACAGAUGAACCACUUCAUUGUUGAGAAGCUUUCAGAUAUUGAGAAGCUUGCCAAGCGGGCGAAGGACAACCAGGGCGUUGCGGAAGUUUAACAGAGGAGGACCAUUGGUGCAUUUUCUAAAUAGUGUAAAUAUUAUGGAAUGUGUGAAUAAAUUUUCAUUCUUUCAUAUUU